AUGCAAGAACAAGCCACCAGUUCAGCUGCAGCCAAUUCUCUGCCUUCAAGCAGCGAGAGAUCUUCCAGCUCCGCGCUUCAGCUCGAGGUCAAGGAAGGUAUGGAGAGUGACGAGGAGAUCAGGAGAGUGCCGGAGUUCGGUGGGGAGCGGGCGGCGACGUCAGGUUCGGGUCGGAACGCGGCGGUGGUUUCAGGGAUGGAGCGGGCUCAUCAGGGUCCCGGAGAAGGGACGAGGAAGCGAGGGAGAAGCCCUGCGGAUAAAGAGAACAAGCGACUCAAACGGUUGUUGAGGAACAGAGUUUCGGCGCAGCAAGCCAGGGAGAGGAAGAAAGCGUAUCUUAGCGAGCUGGAGACGAGGGUUAAGGACCUGGAGAAGAAGAACUCGGAGCUCGAUGAGCGCCUCUCCACUUUGCAGAAUGAGAAUCAGAUGCUCAGACAUGUAAGUUGCCUUCUACCCUCUGCAUCUCUUUCUCUCUUCUAUUAA
Messenger RNA from Linum tenue, 483 nucleotides. NCBI's taxonomy places the organism in Eukaryota, Viridiplantae, Streptophyta, Magnoliopsida, Malpighiales, Linaceae. The record is from the annotation of a GenBank genome assembly.